CCUUCCCUGGAGAAGACCCUGGGAAUGACAGCCCAUCCCAGGACACCCUCACCAAGAACAGCAAAGGGCACCACAACAUCUCCAAGGAUUCCCAGUGGCAGGACCGAGCCCUCGUCAAUGGGGACGUCAUUGGCAGUGACAUUUGUGUGAGCUGGAGCCGGGCGAAAGGGGUGGCUGGAAAGGGCGUGGGGGAGGGGCUGCUACCGGGGUGCAGGCGAGGAGGGAGGUGGCGGGCCGAGGCGCGGACGGCGGGCUGGGGGACGGAGGUGCUGCGGGAGCGGACGAGCGAGGAGCGCUGCCAGGGUGCAGGAAGCCAGAGCGCGAGGGAGGGAGAUGGGGAGCGGGAUGCCGAUUUCGGCUGGGGCUGCAGCGAGGUCCGCCAGAUCUACGGGGCCAAGGGCUUCAGCCUGAGCGAUGUGCCCCAGGCGGAGAUCUCGGGUGAGCACCUGCGGAUCUGCCCCCAGGGCUACACCUGCUGCACCAGUGAGAUGGAGGAGAACCUGGCCAACCGCAGUCGUGCAGAGCUGGAGACCGCACUCCGCGACAGCAGCCGUGCUCUGCAGGCCAUGCUGGCUACCCAGCUGCGUGGCUUUGAUGACCACUUCCAGCACCUGCUGAACGACUCUGAGCGGGCGCUGCAGGAUGCCUUCCCCGGAGCCUUUGGAGAGCUGUACACGCAGAACACCAGGGCCUUCCGGGACCUGUACACAGAGCUGCGCCUCUACUACCGGGGCGCCAACCUGCACCUGGAGGAGACGCUGGCCGAGUUCUGGGCCCGCCUGCUCGAACGUCUCUUCAAGCAGCUGCACCCCCAGCUGCUUCUACCUGACGACUACCUGGACUGCCUGGGCAAGCAGGCAGAGGCACUGCGGCCCUUUGGGGAGGCCCCGCGGGAGCUGCGCCUGCGGGCCACCCGUGCCUUCGUGGCCGCACGCUCCUUUGUGCAGGGCCUAGGAGUGGCCAGCGAUGUGGUCCGGAAGGUGGCCCAGGUGCCCCUGGGCCCAGAGUGCUCACGGGCUGUUAUGAAGCUGGUCUACUGUGCCCACUGCCUGGGGGUCCCUGGCGCCCGGCCCUGCCCCGACUAUUGCCGAAACGUGCUCAAGGGCUGCCUCGCCAACCAGGCCGACCUGGAUGCUGAGUGGAGGAACCUCCUGGACUCCAUGGUGCUCAUCACCGACAAGUUCUGGGGUGCAUCAGGUGUGGAGAGUGUCAUCGGCAGCGUGCACACGUGGCUGGCAGAGGCCAUCAAUGCCCUCCAGGACAACAGGGACACACUCACAGCCAAGGUCAUCCAGGGCUGUGGGAAUCCCAAGGUCAACCCUCAAGGCUCUGGACCUGAGGAGAAGCGGCGUCGGGGCAAGCUGACACUGCAGGAGAGGCCACCCACAGGCACGCUGGAGAAGCUGGUGUCUGAGGCCAAGGCCCAGCUCCGUGACGUCCAGGACUUCUGGAUCAGCCUUCCAGGGACGCUGUGUAGUGAGAAGAUGGCCCUAAGCACCGCCAGUGAUGACCGUUGCUGGAAUGGGAUGGCCAGGGGCCGGUACCUCCCUGAAGUAAUGGGCGAUGGCCUGGCCAACCAGAUCAACAACCCUGAGGUGGAGGUAGACAUCACCAAGCCAGACAUGACCAUCCGGCAGCAGAUCAUGCAACUGAAGAUCAUGACCAACCGGCUGCGCAGUGCCUACAAUGGCAACGAUGUGGACUUCCAGGAUGCCAGCGACGACGGUAGUGGUUCAGGCAGCGGCGAUGGCUGCCCAGAUGACCUCUGUGGCCGGAGGGUCAGCAAGAAGAGCUCCAGCUCUCGGACACCCUUGACUCACGCCCUCCCCGGUCUGUCUGAACGGGAGGGGCAGAAGACUUCAGCCGCCAGCCACCCCCAGCUCUGCACCAUCCUUCUGCCGCUCCUUCUCACCCCAGCCCUCGCAGUCAUCAGGCCCCGGUGGCGGUAACUGCCCCGUUCCCCAGGGACUGAGGCUGAGGACUAUCUUUGCCAAAACACAAAACAGAUGAUAUUUAAUGCCCUUUGGCCUAGAGAGGCCAGGGGCGGGACAGGGAGAGACAACAGCAGUGUGUGGGGCAGGGUGUGCCGGGUUCCUGGCCCCCAGGCCUAGCCUCACCUGCCUUCCUGGCUUUUAAUUUUGUAUGAGGUCCUCAGGUCAGCUGGGAGCCAGUGUCCCCAAAAGCCAUGUAUUUCAGGGACCUCAGGGGCUGUCCACCUCCUAUCCCCAAGCCCCCUGCACCACUGCAGAAGCAGCCCCCACCAAGGUCUGCGGAGGAGGCACUGUUAGAAAUGUCCUGCUGGAGACUGUGAGCGAGCCUGUGCCUUCCUCUCCUGCCUCCUCCUGCUGGGGACUCGCCACAGACCCAACCAGCUGGGACCUCGGAAAGCGAGGCUUACCCCUCAGUCCCCCUGAAGCCCUGCAAGGGCCAUUGGGGUGUCCACCGUCCAGGGUCUUGCGGAGCCUUUGAGAUUAUGCAUGACACCUUCCAACUCAGCAAGGGCUCCAAAGCCAGGGCCCCAACCCUCCCUUUGCCACUGAGGGGCCCCCACAUUGGGUGAGAGCCUAUCUGCAAGAUUGGCCCUGAGAAGACACCGUUGCUGAUAGUGCAUCUAGACUUUGUCCUCCAAAAAGCCUGCUGUGAGGGCUCCCUCGAUGCACAGCCAAGGGGCAAUUGACCACACCUGCGCUCUCACUAUCGUGCUUUUGUUGUUGAUACUGUCCCCAACCCCAGGGAAGCAGUGUGGGCCCUCUACAGAUGUGGCCUGUCCCUUUGCAUAUGGGGCUCAUAGAGCAAGCCUUGCUUGGAUACAGGCCUGCAUGAAAACCCCCAAAUGCUGAAGUGCAGCCUGGACCCUCCUGCCUCCACCCCACCCAGACCAGGAGCCAGGUUCCAGCUCCAGGUGAUACAGGCCAGGGCUUGAGUGACCCAUGGCUAUCACCUGGCUACAGGGGUGCUGGAUGGCUGGUAAGGCCUGGCACUGCAGACAGGGAUGCCUGGGUCCCUUCCUGACCCUGGCCAGCUGCAGGGGGCAGGGGAGGGGGAUGUUGACAGUUAAGGGCUUUUCCAGGCGUACAUACAUUUACUGACACUUCUUGUUCACUGAGAGAUACUAUCUCAACUCCUCCCAAAUAGCUUUGGAGGGACCCGGGCCCACCUUGGACCCUGGCAAACUGCUGUGGCCCAGGAUGUGCGUGCUCCCUGCUCAUUAAGACUGUCAAGGCCUCUCCCCCAGGCCUGGGCAGGCGCUCCCUCCUCUGCCCUAGCUGCCUCAAGGCCCUGGGAAGGGGAUGGCAUCCUACUAGGAAGGGGUCCUAAGAGGGAGAGGAGGACACCAAGGGUCUGGGGAAUGCUGAGCCCCCUUAGCUGGGGACAGCUGUCCUGGCCCACAUGGACCCUGAGAAGGCCGCUUAGCACUGCUUUGCUUUUUGUCACUGGGAUGGAGAGGCCACCCACCAGCACAGUGGCCCGAGGUCUCUGAUUUCUGGCCAGGUCCCCUGGCUCCUGUCCUCUGGAUCCUGACCUUGGACAUCUUGGUCCAGGCCCCCUUGCCUGUGCACCCCCUAGGUGGCUCCUCACAGGCAGGCCCAACCCAUAGUAGCUCUCCCAGGGCAGGAGUGGGCUAGGAGCUCUUGUGCAGGGACCCCAGGUACCAGGACAGCAGCAUUCCUGCUGCACUUGAUGACCCAGGGUCGGUGCUCUGGCCCCCACCCUACACACGUCUCUGGAAGGGGCAGCCCUGAGAGGUCACUGGUCAGGACAGUGGCCAAGCCUGCUGUGCCCUUCUUCACGAGGUCCCCCCACCACUCAGUGUCAGCGGAUGACGUGUGUUAUUUGAGUCCUUGUAUGAAUAAAAGGCUGGAGACCUACAGAGACGAGACCUCAUGGA
Molecule: messenger RNA, 3889 nt
Organism: Carlito syrichta (Philippine tarsier)
Lineage: Eukaryota; Metazoa; Chordata; Mammalia; Primates; Tarsiidae
Gene: GPC1
Product: glypican 1
Exons: 13
Biological process (GO): regulation of protein localization to membrane; negative regulation of fibroblast growth factor receptor signaling pathway; cell migration
Cellular component (GO): extracellular region; synapse; cell surface
Molecular function (GO): fibroblast growth factor binding
Source: RefSeq, a predicted model, not a curated record